Messenger RNA from Pseudomyrmex gracilis, 1538 nucleotides. RefSeq names its product homeobox protein DBX1-like (gene Dbx). Gene Ontology annotation, biological process: regulation of transcription by RNA polymerase II. The record is from RefSeq and is a predicted model, not a curated record. NCBI's taxonomy places the organism in Eukaryota, Metazoa, Arthropoda, Insecta, Hymenoptera, Formicidae. Gene Ontology annotation, molecular function: DNA binding; DNA-binding transcription factor activity, RNA polymerase II-specific. Bases 227 to 598 code for a protein of 123 amino acids. The transcript has 3 exons.
ACCUCAACGACACUUACCGCCGAACGCUCAUCACACGCUGCAGCAAUUGUUUUACAGAGGCCCAUACUUGACAGUCGCUAGUUCCGGGACCGGAAGUCAUCAUCCGGGCACACCCGGCGGUGGUGCCGUAUUUCCGGGUGCUAUUCAAGGCAGCAUCGGCGACUUUUCCGGAACAGGUCUGGUUUUUCCGUGGGCGACGAACGCGCGCGGCAAACCACGUCGAGGAAUGAUGAGAAGAGCCGUUUUCUCGGACCUCCAGCGACGUGGGCUCGAGAAAAGGUUCCAGAUACAGAAGUACAUCAGUAAACCAGAUCGCAAGAAGCUCGCCGAAAAACUGGGACUCAAGGAUUCGCAGGUGAAGAUCUGGUUUCAAAAUCGGCGCAUGAAGUGGCGAAACAGCAAGGAACGCGAGUUGCUGGCGACCGGUGGCUCGCGCGAGCAAACGUUACCGAACAAGAACAAUCCCAAUCCGGAUCUGAGCGACGCCGACGGCGAUCGUCCGAGAAUGGAUCUGAGCGACGUGAGUCCGCUCACAAGUCCGCAGAGGCCCGAGGAACAAACGGAGAACGAGGAGGACGAGGAGAUCAAUGUCACGUGAUAAAACUCGCCGCUGGACUCGGCGCGUUCCCCUCCCUCGUUCGCAUUUUGACAAAGUAGCGACAAUUUUUAAUUCGUAAAUUCAAGGAGAAUAUCGGCUGGACCAAACAGAUUUGAGCGAGUGGUUUUUGGCGGGUGAUCGAAAUAAAACAAAUGCAAAAAAAUUGAUUCAAAAAUCGAACAUCUUCGUUUUCGAUAUGUAUCAUGCGUUAUUGUAGGAUUUUUAAUAUUGUUCACUACUUUGUCCGAUGUGUCUCUUGAGUCUCCCGCGUUAUAUAUAUGUUUAUGAAAAAUGCCAUGCAAAAGGCAAAUACGGCGUUUAAUUGUGCUCUCCAACCGAUCGAUUUUCUUUUUUUUUAUUGGCAAUUACAUUCGCGGAAUUAUUGUGUACCGGCUGUGUUCUCGAGUUUCUCACGUAAGAAUAAACGUGUUAGACACAAAUUGUAUGCAAUAUCUCAUCUCGUUCGAGCCUGAAUUUCUAGCAACACAAUUUUAAUUGUUUAUUAAGUAAUAUCGAUAUGUUUUUACGCAAUUCUUUAUUGCGAAUUAUUCUUCGCGACUAAAAACAAGACGCAAAUUGGUCCCGAGCGAAACGACGAAUGAUGUAUUAUAUUGUAAUUAGCAAUCGUGGAUGUACCUUCAAGGAGUCUUCUAUAAGCCAUUGUGUAAGGUUGUAUUAGACAUAACUUUACGAUUCCGGAAGUAUGUACCUAAGCCUAAUUGUAACGCGGCUGCGCGCGUGGCCAAAAAAACCCGAAUGUAAUUAUACUCAUUGUGAUUCAAUAUAAUCUAUGUAAUAUACUGAAAUAAAACUGUCUAUGCUAAGCGAUUUUACAUUUCUAACGUUAAUAAUGAUAACGAAUAAAAAUUUCAGGUCCAGCGCAUCGUCGUUCUUUCUCGCAAUUUAUUAUAACAAUGAUUAGGAAAAACGAUAAAGAAAU